Messenger RNA from Thamnophis sirtalis, 3679 nucleotides. Lineage: Eukaryota; Metazoa; Chordata; Lepidosauria; Squamata; Natricidae. The record is from RefSeq and is a predicted model, not a curated record.
AAACAUAUAGCUCAUGGCCUGAUCCCUGCAGCUACCAUAGCUCCUAAACCUGCUGUCCCCCGCACCCCUCCCCCUCGUAGUCCAAACCCUUCUCCAGAAAGGCCCAGGUCUGCUUUAGCAGCUGCUAUUCUUGUGACGACCUUAACUGGACGAACGAUUGCCCUCCCUCAGCCUCGUCAGCGAUCUCUUUCGGAAAGUGAUGCCAGCUACUUGCAAGAUCAGGAAGACUGCAUUGAACCAUAUGCCACCAUCACUGAGCUACGAAUGAGUCCAAACUGGAAGAAUCAUGCAUCUGAGAGUUGUGAGGAUGACAUGGAUACAUUCGCUUCUGACACAGAGAAAGAAUUGGAUCCCGACCAUCAAAUUAUUGAUAAAAAAGAAAGCAUGAGUCAUGAGAUUAUGUAUGCUACGCCACAUAAAAUCAAACAGGAAAAUCUCCCAGUAUCUUCUAGUGCCAAUGGUGAAGACGAUUCUUCUGUCUACGAACCAAGUUGUCUCAUCCAGCCAAAUGUUCAGGUUGAAGAAAUUGAACAUCCUGGAGUGAGGUUUCAGGGAGACCACUCAGAUGAAACUCCCCUGAAUGAAAAACCGCCUUCGUCUUCAGAUGCAGUCCUCCACAGAAAACAGGAACAGAUGGUUCUCCCCAGAGAGAAGUUCCAGAAAUUAAAAGAGCAACAUUGGCAUCUCAACAAUGCGAACCAGACCUUAUUUUCUGAACUGGAACAGACAAAGCAGUUAAUGAAGGAACUCCAAUUAAAAAUUAAGAAAUUGGAAAAAGAGAACAGGCAGUUGAAGGAAAAGCAGAAUUCCCACAGUGAAGGAAAGCAUGAAGAUGUUUAAAGCACAAGUGGAAGCAGUUGUGAAGGAAAAUGAGCAGUUACACCAAAAAUUAACUAAAAAUACUGGUACUUUUAUUAGUACCAAAGAAUGGCAGCAUUUGCAAAGUCAAGCCAAGCUUGUCCUGGAGGAAAAUAGGGUAUUAAUGGAACAGCUUAAAAUACAAGGAACCAAAAUAAACGAUACCAUCAAUCAACAUGUUAAAGAAGUUUCCAAACUGACCAAGCAGCUCGUUACUCUGGAAACCGAAAAACAAAACCAAGAAGUGGAGAUGCAGGAAUGUCAGAAAAAGCUGAAAGAAUUACGCUCCGCAAACAAAGAAUUAAAGGCCAGAGUUAGCGAUUACAUAACGGCAGAGGAGCACCUUGCCUUGGAAAACAAACUUAGAAACCAAUUGCAGAUGGAACAGGAAAAGAGGGAGAUGGAGACCCAGGAACUGGUGAAAAAAUUGAACUCUGUCCAAGCGGAAACAAAGAGCCUCUUUCUCGAGAAAAAUGACCUGGUGGCAGAAAACAAGGCUUUAGAGGCUGAGCUGGAAAUGGCACAGAAGACGAAAAGGCGGUCGGAGAAGAAGAUCGGUCUUCUGAAGCAGCACUUGGAAGAAACAAUGGAAAAGGAGAUGGCUGCCCACCAGUAUCUAGUGAAUAUGAUCAGCUUGGCAGAAAAUAUAACUCAAGAACGUGAUCAGCUUUUAAACCUGGCCAGUUGUUUGGAGAAAGAGAACCACGGCAUUCUCAACCAAAUAAUAGAAGGAAAUGUACAUCUAGGGAAAUUAGAAGAGAAAGUCAAGGUGUAUAAAAAGACGGCGGCAGGCAAGCUCGGGGACAUCAACCUCAAAAUGACAGAGCAAGAGAAGGAAUUUGCGGGGAGGACCACUCAGUACCAGCGAGAAAUGAAACACCUCCAGCGGCUGCUGCAAGAGAAGCAGGAAUCCCUCGAUGAAGCUUUGCAGCAGAAGAGAGAAAUGGAAAGUGAACUUGAAAUAAUUUGGGAAUCAACCACCAAAGAAAACCGGAGGAUGAAGGAACUCUUGCAUAAAUCUCUGGAGAAGAACCCGCAGAAUUCGGUCAACGCUGCUUACGAAUUACCCUCAACUGACAUUUCUCAGAAAGUCCUGCUGGGUAGAUACGGCUUUAGCUACUGUGAUGUAGAGGUGUCCUCACCCACUCAUGAUCCGAAGGAAGAAGACAACUAAAUGUUAAGGAAGUGGAUAUCUCUGCUUCCUGCUGGGCAAAAUGGGAUUGGAAGAAGCAAACAUAAAAGAGCGAAUGGGAACCUGGUUAGAAGCAAAGUAUGAUUUACCAGUUGGGUUGAGAGGUCUUCUCAGUUGGGAUUAGCAUUGUAUUAUAAGGGACCUUUCAAAGCCUUGAGAAGCAUCUUUCAUGCUAAAAAGCAUGUUUCUUGCCUUGACCACUAUGAAGAACAUACAGCGCAGAGGUAUUCUGUCGGCUCGGACCGGUUCACCCGAACCAGUAGUGGCCCUAUCCACCCGCCCCAACUCUAUGACGUCCCAUGUAGGCACUCUAGUUAGCCAAAGUGCAUGUGCGGAAGGCUGUGCGCAUGCGCGGCCACUCACAUUUGUGAACCAGUAGGGAAGGUUAGUGAAUACCACCCCUGAGACAGUGGUACCUCGGUACUCACUGUUGAUUGGUACCGGGAAGCGCGGUGAGUACCAAAAAUAAUGAGUAGCAAUUUUUCUCCCAUAAGGAAUAAUGUCGUGAGUCACAAGGCUGCCAACACCGACAAUUUCUAGCUGGUGUGUUGAGUACAAAACAUGGAUGACCAAAUUUCUGUGUCAAAAUGCGUUGAGUACCGAAUUCAACGGGUUUCAAAGCAGUUGAGUACCAAGGUACCACUGUACAGAUUUGAUGCUGCAAAAAGACAGAUCCCUCUCAAUAAAGCUUCCAAUUGAUAGACAGGGCUUUCAGCACCCACUCUGCCUCUCUUGGGGUUUCCGGAGGGCCUGUUUUACCUAUCUGCAAUUCUGAGAACAUCUUUCCUAGAAGAAGCCCCAUUCAAUGAAGUAUUUAAUGGAAGUCAAGAGUUGACUAGUGUUGUCAGUACGACAUUUAGAUGCUUAAACCAAAGAACAACUUAUUUGAAUUGACUUUAUACAUAUAACUCUUUGCACUUUUUAAUUAAGCAACUCAGAUUUGGGGGCUGAAAUGGCUGAACCGAGCCUUGAUUUAGCUGAACUUUUAUAAUGAAAUGGACAAAAAAGAUAAGAGUACAUAAUAUCUAGUCUUUUACUUAAGAGAAAUUCUUGUUUUUAAAAGUUUAUAUCUAUAUAUCUAUAUCUAUCUAUCUAGCUAUCAUAUAUAUCUAAUACUAUAUAUAUAUAGUAUUGCUUGGAAAUAAAGAAUUAAAAAGUAUAAGCAAUAUAAGUGGGAAAACAUAUAACUGUAGAGCAAUGUAACUGAUUAAGAGGAAAGAAGAAUACUUUGAAAUUGAAAAUAUGUAGAAUCAUGGGUCGAUUUGGAAACAAUAGCCUUAUUUGAUCAUUUGAAUGUAUGUAGCUAGGUCAUUAAAUUUCCAUCAGAAUUCUUACAUUUCAGGGACUUUCUUCCCCAAGACAAUCAAGGCAAUUAAUAAGAGAGUGAUUUGAGGGAGAUUUUGCACUCUCUCUCUCCCUCUCUCUCUCUCUCUCACUCACUCUCUCUCUCACUCUGUGUGUGUCUGUCUCUCUGUCUCUCUCCCCCCUCUCUCCCCAGUGUUUUUAAUUUAUCCUAAUGAUUGGCUGGAUACAUCUGUAACUUUAUAAAUGCUGACAGUUGUGUACUAUUUACAGCUUUGUUUCCCAAUUAUGCUUUUUAUAAUAAUAAAAUGCUUAUUUUAAAGGGCA